This is a messenger RNA of Odontomachus brunneus, 2958 nucleotides long. RefSeq lists its product as uncharacterized. Lineage: Eukaryota; Metazoa; Arthropoda; Insecta; Hymenoptera; Formicidae. The record is from RefSeq and is a predicted model, not a curated record. Bases 318 to 2948 code for a protein of 876 amino acids. The transcript is spliced from 5 exons.
GAGCUAGACUCGCGAACGCCCAUCUCGAGUGUCUCGAUUUACGCGAGCAUCUUCAAACGAAGAGAUCCGCGACAAAACGAGAUCGACGAAAGGAGAAAGCAUCGUUCUCGCGUCUCGACUUAUAUUGGUCUACUGAGUUCAUCGAUGUGGUUACGGGAAACGGUCAGGAUCACGCGGUCUCUCUCGCCCCCGUCGAUGAAGCGCCAAAACGUGCGCUUCAGAGAGGAGGUUAUUACGAUCGAGACGUAAAUCCACGAAACGUCGAGGACUUGAGGUGAGAGGUGAGGUCUUCUCGUGAGAAGCAAUAGAUGCUGUAAAUGAUACCGAGGAGUACAGGCAGAAAUUACAGGCUCGUCAUGAUUAUGCCGUUACUAGUGAGGGUGAUUUUCGAUAACGCGCGCGCCGAGCAAUCAGUCUUCCCGCUUGCGAAGGAUCCUUUCGGCGUGCAGGAUGUUAACGUUUGCGAAAAGGGUAAAAUAGCUGACGUCGAUAGAGCGAUUGCAAAGAGAUCAAGAGCAUCAGAGGAACGCGGCCCCGAUGAAGAGCGCGGCGAGGACAGUGUCAAUCUGAAAGCUGCGCCCGAUGAAUUCGAACAAAGGCAAACUCGGCUUCUGGCGAAGAAAUUGGCGAGUGAGGUUCUCAAGUCGCCACAACUACAGAGCAGUAUGAAGAAGCUGACUGACUUGAGCGAGCCUCGCCGUAACCAUUCCAUCACGAUGAAGAACUUUCCAACGACUAGUCGGACGGGAAAUGCAUUUAAGUUGCCGCGGGUGAACUCGAAAAAAUCGAACAAAACGCCGAAACGCGAAAAAGCGCAGAAGAAAGAGAAAAGCAAACGUAGACGUGGAUUGAAACGGCACAAGGAGCGCUAUCCUCGGUUACGUAAAAGGAAUCGCGUCAAGAAAGAACGACUGAGACUAAGUCCACUCGGUGAUCACGUUCGUGUGAAACAAUCAAAUAUCGCAGGAAGGUCGAGUUCGAUGAUGAGAAGUAAUAUCGCUGAACGAAGCUUCUUAGCCGACAGUGAUAUUCGCAGAUUAUCGAGAAACCGCAUUGCGAGUUCAACGCGUUUGCAACGACGGCACCGGAAAAUCAGUGAUACGCCAAUAUCAACGAGGAGCACGAUAGAAAGCUCGACGAGAGCAAGCACGAAGGAUCUCGGGAAGAAACAAUCCGGCGAUUGGGAGGUCGAAUACCCCGAUUGCUACAGCGAGAAUCACGAUGAGCCGAUGAAAGCGCGGAGAACGGGACAAGACGAAACCGGCAAUGAGAGGAUCAUCAGACAAAUCUCGAAUGGUUCAGUCCUCGGCGACAAUCCGCUCACGGAUAGCUCACGAUUCAUGCAACUAUUCGCGAACGAAAACCCCCACGCCAAGGAUCUAAACGACAUCGAGUCGUUGAAGUCCUGGGAGAACGAACGUCCAGCAAUAGCUCGAUCAGACGAUGAUAACGUUAUCAGUUACACGUCCACGUACUUGCCGGCGCUCGCCGAUCAGAAGAUCAACCCUGGAAGUCUAUAUUACAUUCCUGACGUCCCUCAAGAGGAUCUAGUAUCCGACCAUCUUCAGGAAACUAUCGACCAGCCCGAGAAGAGCGUACCCGUGGACGUGGCGGGAUCUCCCAACGAGAACCCGAUCGAUUCCUACGCGGAUCUGACACAGCUUUUCACUACUGACAAGAACAGUAUUCUCGACACGCAACUCGAAGCCGAGCAAGCUCCCAACGAAUUGGGUUUGAAUGUACCUCAGUUGUACGUGAAUCUGAGUGAUAAACCUGAGUCUCUGGUCAAACCUGAAGAAGUGAAGGUACUCUAUCCCGUUGAGUCUCACAUCAAGACCCUGGCAGGAUCUUCGACGAUUACACCGCACUUCUUCCGCAAAGUUCCGGGUGCUUUGAAUCUGUAUGUCCCUGAUGAGAGGAAUGGUGGGCCUGUGAUCGUGCCAGCGUCCGAAUAUGUUUACCCUGUUGUAUCCAUGAGCCAACCUAUACGCAAAGUCAACGAACACGCCUCGGUGAUCUCUCAGUCGGUUCUCGAUCGACCGAUUGAACAUAUUCUGCUUCCCGAUCAAGAGAAAGUAUCGAAUCCUUAUGAAAGUGACAUGAUUGACGAUUACAGCACGGGCGAUCAAAUGGUUGGGAAAGAUCAUAAUGUAGAGAAGGAGGCUGCGCGCAUUCUUCAUGAGCAACAUGAAAGCAAUGCAAAAGAAAGACCCGCGAGUGGCAAGGUGACGCAUAAUGAUCGUUCGUCCACGACUACAAAGAUGACCACGACGGAAAGCGCGGACGGCCAACGCGCGAAUGUCUCCGUGAUGUUGAAUGAGACCAAGGAAGUCGCCAAUCAGAUACUCGAGAAAAUCAUGGACGAAUUGGAAGAGAUUAGAUCGGAUCGACCAGAGAACGAACAAAUAGAAGGUUUACCUUGCAAGAUAUCAGGAUCGUGGGUGACAACGCAGGGUGGAGUGCGGAUUGACAUGAAGGUGACUAAUCGCACCAUCAACGCGACGCUGGCGAAGCUGUCACCGCCGCCCACGCAUCAAGGUCUACUAGAUCCGACAUGGAAUCUGACCGGAUACGCGCCCUUUGCACCGGGUGCGCCGUUUUCCUUGGUCGCCAUCGACAAUCGCACGAAGUCGCUGGCGGUGUUCGCAGGUGCGUGCCGAGUGUGCCAAGGUAUCGACACGAUAGCGGGAGUUUGGUCGAUCGCCCACAGCCCGCAAGAUUGCCGGGACUUUCAGAUAGCCACGAGCAUUUACAAUGACGUGUUUCGCCGGACCAGACUGUCGUCGGCGAUAAACGCCAAGCACCGGGAAAUCGUGCGAUUGUUACGCGGUCGGGACAACACGACGACGGCCGCGAGUUUAACGAGCAGUACGGUAGCACAACAAAAUAAUACGUCACAUCAAAAUAAUAGCUUAUCGCCGAGCAAGGAGGAAAAGGGAAAGACUUAGAUGUUUCGAG